Molecule: messenger RNA, 2070 nt
Organism: Candidula unifasciata
Lineage: Eukaryota; Metazoa; Mollusca; Gastropoda; Stylommatophora; Geomitridae
Source: the annotation of a GenBank genome assembly
AUGGUGAUCAAAAUGCACAACAGGACACAUACACUUUGGCCGGCAGCUCUGUUGACGACAAUAAUUUUGUUUGCAUGUUAUUUAAGUUUGACUUCAGCGCAGACGUCGCCCCCGUCAACAGAAUUCAAAGACGACAAUGUCAAAAAGAAGAAUGAUUCAGUUCGCUACCAAAUCAUCACUGUGAACUUUCCUUAUGUCGAAGUGCCUUACGUUAUCUGUUUAUGGAUUCUUCUAGCAAGUGUGGCUAAAAUAGGCUUCCACCUGUAUGACAAACUGCCUCACAUCUUUCCCGAAAGCUGCCUUCUAAUAAUACUGGGCAUCGUCGUGGGCAUGACGCUGUUCUAUACGGAGACGGCGAGCAUGCAACAGUACACGCUGGAUGCGAACACGUUCUUCUUGUUUCUGCUGCCUCCGAUCGUCUUCGAUGCUGGGUACAACAUCCCAAACAGGCCCUUGUUCAACAAUAUAGGAACCAUCCUGACAUUUGCUGUCGUCAACACGCUUUGGAACACUUUUGGGAUAGGUUUUGCACUCUGGGGUGCUUCCUACAUGGGCUGGAUUAACCGAGAGAUCGGAAUGUUUAGCUGUUGUGUGUUCAGUGCCCUUAUCUCUGCCGUUGACCCUGUGGCUGUAUUGGCAAUAUUUGAGGAGAUCCAAGUGAACGAGAUACUCUACAUCAUCGUUUUUCGGAGAGUCAUGUAUCGUAUGAUGGUCGGGUUUACUGCCAUCGGCGACCACGACGUGGAAGCAGUGGACUACGGUGCGGGAAUUGUACAAUUCUUUGUGGUUAUUGUUGGCGGGACCAUGAUCGGCAUAGUGGUUGGUAUCAUCGGCGUCAUCAUUACCAAGUACACAGACCAUGUUCGAAUCUUGGAACCACUCUUCGUUUUUGUCAUCUGUUAUAUUGGCUACCUGAGCUCGGAAAUUAUUGGACUCUCUAGCAUUUUAGCGCUGACCUUUAGCGGGGUCAUUAUGAAGCAUUACUCAGAGAACAACGUGGCCAAGAAAUCGGCCGUAACGGUCAAGUACUUCUCCAAGAUGAUGGCUACAAUUUCAGAGACAAUCAUCUUCAUGUUCCUAGGACUGUCCACUGUGACCGACUCCCACGAUUUUCAGCUGGAUUUUAUCCUGUUUUCGGUGUUUUUCUGUCUCUUCUUUCGUAUCACUGGUGUUAUUAUAUUGUCGGCUUUCCUCAACCGCUACAGAGUCAUUCGCAUGUCUGCCAUCGACCAAUUCAUCAUGGCCUACGGUGGUCUGAGGGGCGGGGUAGCAUUCUGCCUGGCUCUUCUGCUGAACAAAAGUGUUGUCCCAGAGAGAGAGCUUUACGUCACCACUACAAUGGUCAUCAUAUAUUUCACAGUUUUUAUUCAGGGAACUACAAUCAAGCCAAUAGUGAAUGCCCUGAAAGUAGAAAGAGCCGGUGAGAAAGAUACAUCCAUGAAUGAAAUUAUUCACAAGCGGUUCAUUGAUCACCUGAUGGCUGGCAUCGAAGGAUAUUGUCGGCAAAGCUGGACACAAUUCAUUCUACAACAAGUAAGUGGAAACCGACCUUGCCAGAUUUCCCAUCAUGUAACAGGUCCUUUGCAAAACGUCGCUCCUAUCACGGUCUGCCUGAAAGAAACUCGAUUUGACUAUUACAACACGAAAUACGUGAAGCCAUUUUUACUCCGAGAGAAGCCAAAGAUCCGUGACCCUUCCAUUUUGCGCACGUUCACAAAACUCAGCGUCCAAGAUGCCAAAGCUGCAGUCCGAGAGAUGACUCGUGAUUCGUCUGUUCCCAACUUAUCAGCGUUCGCCAAACCUAGGGCCAACAUGUUCAGUCGCCGGGCGACAAUAGCCGGGCCGGGUUCCCACGACCACUCAACAGUCGUCAAUCUAAAUUCAUCUGAUCCUUCCUUUACAAACAUUGCCGCUAUGGAAGAUACAUUACGGGACCCCAUGACAGAACAUAUGAGCAGCGUCUAUCCCCCCCCCCUCCCACACACACACACAUGCAAACCAAAUGGGUCACUGAUUGAUACCCACACAAGGAUUUUGGUAACUGGAAACUCCUAUCGGAUUUUUCAUCCU